AACUGUCAGUUUGCAAAACGUCGUGGAAGUAAGGAGGUUAUUUUGUGAGCGAAAUAAUUUCAAAUAAACUUCCUAUUAAUAGAAUUACGGCAAAAAAUACUACCGCAAAUGGUAUUGUAUUGUCGUAUCGGCGAUUAAUUAAAUCAACAUGGCUACGUGGUCGAGGUUUCAAAAGGUGGCUCUGCUAAGUUUGGGUGCCGUUGGAGGCGGUUUAGCGUAUUACCGAAUAAACAAUGACACAGAUGAGAGAAGAUCUAUAGCUCACAACGCUUGGACCACAAACUUUACUCCCAGCGUCCAAUGGGAUAGAAAUUGGGACCACCGGGAACCGGAAUGUCUAGUGAAACCAAUAAAGCGGUCGGUCGGUGACCGUCCUGAAGAUGACAACAAGUACAAUGAAAAGCUGGAGAAGGCUAAGAGCCGUGCUGUAAGGCAUCUGUUCCUGAUUAGACAUGGACAGUACAAUAUUGAUGGUGCUAAGGAUACCGAUAGGACUCUUACGGAUUUGGGCCGUCUCCAAGCAGACUUCACAGGCCAAAGAUUGGCCAACCUUGACAUAAAAUGGGACCUCCUAGUCCAAUCAACCAUGACCAGAGCCCAGGAGACGGCUAAUAUUAUAGCUAAGCACUUAGAUAAGGAUAUAGAAGUUAAAGACUGCCAGUUGAUUGAAGAAGGAGCUCCAAUUCCUCCGGAACCUCCCGUUGGACAUUGGAGGCCGGAACCCAAACAGUUCUUCCAGGACAGCGCUCGCAUCGAGGCCGGGUUCCGUCGCUACUUCUAUCGAGCCCCCCCUGAGCAGACGGAGGACUCGUAUACGCUGUUGGUCUGUCACGCUAAUGUGAUACGGUUUUUCGUUUGCAAAGCACUCCAAUUCCCGCCCGAAGGUUGGCUCCGAAUAUCUCUAAACCACGCAUCCAUCACUUGGCUAUCGAUAAUGCCAAACGGCAACGUGGUACUACGCUCACUGUCAGAUACCGGCCACAUGGAGCCUAAGUACAUCACUAGCCGGUAAAACAGGUCUCCAAAACGGUUGUAAAGGUAAUAGCAGCUUAAAACGCAAUGCCAAGACUCGAGUUAGUAAGGAGAAGAAAGGGUAAGGUAUUUCCAAAAGUAUUUCUAAUUGCACAUUACAAUCUAUAGGUAAGGCUUAUUUUUUUUAGUUCACAAAAAAUCGAUUCCGAAAAUAUAAUUUUUGCAUUUUUUGUGUUGAUGAAAAUGAAAUGAAUGUGGGAAAAAACAGUUUAAAACUAAAGUUAUGUUUCUACGAAUUUGCACUUUAUAUUAUUUACUCUGAGAUCUUCAAAUGUGGACGUUCCCUAUAACUUCAUAUAAUGUUGCCAUAUAUUUUUUUUAAUAUUAUUUGCUGUUAUAUGUCUUGAAAUGGUGAACCAUAGUGAAAUAAGCUUCGUUAUUUUAAAAAUUCAAUUAUAUCAAGUCAUUUUAUAUCCUUUUAAAAUAUAAAUGCAUCCAAUAUAGGUAGUUUGUCAGCAUAAUUUUGGUAGGCAAUCUUGAAUUUAAAUGUUUUUAAUACCUAUGUGAAUAAUAAUUCAAAUAACUGUAAUUUUAUAUUUUCCGUCAAAUUGUAACAGUGCACGCUUUUUAUAUGCUUUCAUAUUAUCAUUGUAAUUUUGUUUGUCAUAAUAAUCCAUUGUUUUUUUUUAAUUCUAUGUAAAAAGGUUGUUAGAUAGUUUGUUUUAUGGCUGUUUCAUGUUAUUAUUGUUUUUUUUUGUGUACCAUAGAUUUUGUAAUAGGAAAUUACUGCAAUUUUGUUGAGGAUAACCAUAGAGUAUACUUAGGCCUAAGUGCAUCAACAACAAAAACGUCUGUUUUUCUUAAAACAACUGGCACUUUGAAAAUUAAACUGAAAAAUUCAUAGUGAAUUUAUUUUAAGAAAACGGACGUUUAUGUUAACAGUGAAUUUUGGCCUUACUUGCAUUUAAAAACCUUAUUUUGUAAACUAGCUUGCAAAUGGUGGGUGAAUUUGUUUUAUCAUAUAAAAUGUGUUCUUAUAUGUAAGAGUAAAUUGGUCUUAUCAAGUCUUAUGAAUAUAAUUGUAUCUUCGUUACCUACGCAUAUAGAGGUAAUAUAUUUCUUCCAGAGUACAAGAAUAUCUUGGUUAUGCAACUUGCUUGUGUGUCGGCUGUCGCCAAUUGUAAAACAAUAGAAAAUCAACUGUCUCUCGCGUAUCUGUGCUCCGAAUGCUUACUGAUAAGAAAAUAACAAUAUGCUGAGACAACUUACAUAAAAAAACUUUAUUACUUAUCGAUUUUGAACUGCAGUUUUUAGUGCCAUAGACCAAAUGUAAGAUUAUAGUACAUGGAACAAAUAAUCAAAAUAUUUUUUCGACCACUGUUAGCCAAUAAAUUUGCCAGGUUGUUAGUGCUAAACCGAACAUAAUAUAUGAGACAUUGAGAGCCAUAGAAGCCUCGAACAUUUUUACAAUAUUGACCUAAGGAUUAGCUAUCCAAAACGACUAUUUAAUCUUAUUAGAGGUACUCGGUGGAAUAAAAAAUCUGCUGUCUGAAAAGGCUAUGCAGAGGAUGAUUAAAAACAAUAGUUAAGUGUAUAGAUUUCUCAGGCUUUCAUGGUCUCGUAUAUCAGUGUUUCAAUUACAUAUUUUAAGAAUAUCUAAUCAAGUCUAUGCAACCUUUUGAAUUACCACUCAAUCUAGUCAAGUUUAAUGAAAUAUAUAUUGAAAAUGAAAUGUUUUAACACUAUAUCGAAGUUUGCUAGCAAAAAAACUGUUUUAUGAGAACGUGAGGCAUAAUGGUAAUGUACAUUUGCUCUUAUAUUUAUGCAAUUACCGAUCAAAUGAGGGAAGUUUCUUAUAAAAUGUAAGUACAUCAGAAUAAGUAUAUGCAUGCAUCCAUAUUGUACCAACCUACUAUCUAUGUAUUAUUGUGAUUAAAUCCAGUGAAAGUGCUCAAAUCAACUAAAAACUUUUAUCGAAGCAAUUUUAUUAGAACUUAAAGCCCAAUUUUGAUGUAGACCUUAAGUUAUGAUUUAUCGUCUAUUGCCAAUUGAUAGCAUCUUGUUUUAAAACAAUCUUAUUGUGUCCACCACUUGGAAGCAACUCAUGACGAGAACUUUGGCUCCGGGGGCGUCAUUACGAAAAGACCAGUGUGGCGAAUAAGUACCUAAAGCUAAAAAAAAUAGCAUCUUAAUUAUUGAAGCAAUACUAAUGAUUUGCCAACCUGUUUUCAGCAGUGGACAGCAAUUGGCUGUUGAUGAUGGUGAUACUAAUAAUUUCUGGGACCAUAGUGUCCAAUAAAUAAGAGACAUAUACUCAGUAACUAGUUCUUUUAUCACAAAAUAUUACUAAUCGUGAAUUAACAAUGAGUGCGUUCUACCUAGAAAUUGGGCCUAGUCUAAUCAAUGUGCCUUGCAAUUCGUUGGUACACUGUCAAUUAAUGUAACGGUUAGGCUGCGUAAAAGCCAAUGCAUAACAAUUUUGUACCGUAAACAGACUUGCCAAAUUACCUCUAGCAUUGUAUUACUUAUGUGAAUUUGUAUCUUGUAUAAAUAACUUAGCUGUAAAUAUUUUGUAAUGUUGAAUAAAAUAUGUAUGAAAUGUA
Messenger RNA from Helicoverpa armigera (cotton bollworm), 3575 nucleotides. It is a transcript of the gene Pgam5, whose product is annotated as serine/threonine-protein phosphatase Pgam5, mitochondrial. Bases 149 to 1012 code for a protein of 287 amino acids. Gene Ontology annotation, cellular component: mitochondrion. The transcript has 6 exons. Gene Ontology annotation, molecular function: protein serine/threonine phosphatase activity. Lineage: Eukaryota; Metazoa; Arthropoda; Insecta; Lepidoptera; Noctuidae. Gene Ontology annotation, biological process: peptidyl-threonine dephosphorylation; positive regulation of mitochondrial fission. The record is from RefSeq and is a predicted model, not a curated record.